This is a messenger RNA of Pisolithus orientalis, 888 nucleotides long. RefSeq lists its product as uncharacterized. The record is from RefSeq and is a predicted model, not a curated record. Gene Ontology annotation, molecular function: nitronate monooxygenase activity. NCBI's taxonomy places the organism in Eukaryota, Fungi, Basidiomycota, Agaricomycetes, Boletales, Pisolithaceae. The transcript is spliced from 9 exons. The coding region runs from base 1 to 888 and encodes 295 amino acids.
AUGCCUGGAGGGCUGGGGAUCCUCACCGCCCUCACGCAGCCUACCCCGGAGGCGCUCCGCGUUGCCAUCCGCGAAACGAGAGCUGCUACAGACAAGCCGUUCGGCGUCAAUAUCACCCUACUGCCCACCAUCAAUCCUCCGGACUAUGAGGGUUAUGCCCACGCUGCUGUAGAGGAAGGCGUUCGAAUCUUCGAGACAGCAGGCAACAAUCCCGGCAAACUUAUUGAGUACUUCAAGUUACAUGGGUGUAUAGUCAUACACAAGUGUACGAGUAUCAGACACGCAAAGUCCGCAGAACGUAUGGGUGUCGACGUGCUCAGUAUUGACGGCUUCGAAUGUGCUGGCCAUCCAGGAGAAGAGGACAUUGGUGGUCUCGUUUUGCUAGCGAGGGCAGCUCAGGAACUGAAGAUACCAUACAUUGCCUCCGGUGGAAUUGCUAAUGGCCGUGGAUUAGCUGCUGCCCUUGCGCUCGGUGCUGCUGGUGUGAACAUGGGUACUCGUUUCAUGUGCACUAUCGAGAGUCCAAUUCAUCAGAACGUUAAGGACACGAUCGUGAAGGCGACUGAACAGGACACGAUACAUAUCUUCCGCACCCUCAAGAACACUGCUCGUGUUUUCAAGAAUACGGUCGCUACGGAGGUCGUCACUUUGGAACGCAGACCUGGUGGCGCUCAGUUCUCGGAGCUUCGCGAUUUGGUGUCUGGUGCACGAGGUAAACUUGUAUACGAGAACGGGGACCCGGAGUACGGUAUAUGGAGCGCUGGUGUUGUGUUGGGCCUUAUUAAGGAUAUACCAAGUUGCGAAGAACUACUCAGGGGGAUAGAGAAGGAGGCAGAGGAUACUAUUGCAGGGUUGGGUAGAAGUGUACGACCGAAAGCCAAGCUGUAG